This is a messenger RNA of Oryza brachyantha (malo sina), 1483 nucleotides long. Its product is annotated as 14-3-3-like protein GF14-G. Bases 134 to 904 code for a protein of 256 amino acids. The transcript has 7 exons. Gene Ontology annotation, biological process: signal transduction. NCBI's taxonomy places the organism in Eukaryota, Viridiplantae, Streptophyta, Magnoliopsida, Poales, Poaceae. Gene Ontology annotation, cellular component: cytoplasm. The record is from RefSeq and is a predicted model, not a curated record.
CCCAAGUCACCCUCGCAUCCCACGCCUUCCCCUACUCGUCGCCUCCUGUCCCGGCCGCAGGCAAAAGACACACACACCCCCCAAAUCGCAGCCUCCACGCCGAUCCCUCCUCUCGUCUCGUCUCGCUCUCGCCAUGGCCUCGCUACGCGAGGAACUCGUCUAUAUGGCCAAGCUCGCCGAGCAGACCGAGCGCUACGACGAGAUGGUGGAGGCAAUGAAUAGUGUUGCAAAGUUAGAUGAGGCACUGACAGUGGAGGAGAGGAACCUCCUCUCAGUUGGCUACAAGAAUUUGAUCGGUGCUAAGCGUGCAUCAAUGCGUGUCCUUGGAUCCAUUGAGAUGAAGGAGGAGACAAAUGGUAAGGAGUUUCAUGCGAGGCAGGCUGCUGAGUACCGUCACAAGGUGGAGGCUGAGCUGGACAAAAUCUGCUGUGAUGUGAUUGACAUUAUUGACAAGUACCUUAUCCCGCAUUCCUCUAGUGCUGAGAUUUCAGUCUUCUACUACAAAAUGAAGGGAGAUUAUUACCGGUACCUUUCAGAGUUCAAGAUUGGGACUGAGAAGGUUGAAGUAUCUGAAAAGUCACUCAAGGCUUACAAGACUGCUUCCAAAACUGCAGAGACAGAUCUCGCUCCAACGGACCCUCUCAGACUUGGUUUAGCUUUGAACUUAUCUGUAUUCUAUUAUGAGAUCAUGAAUUCGCCUGACAAGGCUUGCCAACUUGCAAAGCAUGCUUUUGAUGAAGCUGUUUCAGAAUUCCGCUCGCUUAGUGAGGAGAAUUACAAAGAUAGUGCACUGAUAAUGCAGCUUUUGAGGGAUAAUCUAGCACUCUGGAAUUCCGAUAUGGCUGAUGAUGCAGAUGAUGUUAAGGAAGGAACAGGAAGUGCUGGUGCUCAAGCCUCAAGGUGACCCUGCAGAGUGAUGGAGAUGCUAAUAGCUGGUAGAGUCGGGGUAUGCAUGGCAUGGUGUCCUGGGUUGGGUGCAGACUGCGGACGACUACCAUUUACUUACUGCUAGGUUCUGUAGUGUAGGAGUUGAGCUGAUGAGUAACCUUUGCUUGCAAUCAGGGCACGAUUCUUCAACUUCCGGAGCAACAAUCGUGUACUAAGUACUCGUUGGUUGCUCUAUGCAAGCAUAAUUUUUGGGUUUCUAUUGAUGGUGAUCAGGCAAAAGUUUGUAUGCUUCAUCAACGUUUCUCCUCUGUGAGUGCCUGUUCCUGUGCUUGUAGUAGCCUCAGGUGCGCAACUGCGCAUUGAUAAUUUGAUAUGAUGCCAUCGGGCUUCCAUGAUUAGUCUUAGCGAGGGUUUUCCCAGGUUUCAUAAUCAUUAAAUGAUACUUCACGUAGGUAGAGUAAUGUGAUAGAAUUUAUGAUGAGAGAGGAUUUGAGUUCCAUGGCAAACUAAUGCGAUGGAAUUUAUGAUGAGAGGAUUUGAGUUUCACGUGGGUAAAACUUAGUGUAAACAGUUACUUAAACUAUAAAACUAGAUU